AGGGACGCAGGAGCAUGCGCAGGACUGCUCCCGGCCGCGAUCGCUAUGGUAGCGGCGUCUUCUUGGGCCCGGCCACCGCGCUCCUGCCCAGGCGCAGCUGCCUCAAUAGCUGCCCCUCCUGCCGCCUCUCGGGCAUGAACCGCGCCUUCUGCUGCCUCCCGCUGCCAUACCCGCCGUUGCCCCUGCAUCCCGACUCUGGGUCCCCGCUGGGAACAUGCCUCUGGCUUCCUACUGCUACCUGCGGGUCGUGGGCAAGGGAAGCUACGGAGAGGUGACACUUGUGAAGCACCGGCGGGACGGCAAGCAGUAUGUCAUCAAAAAACUGAACCUCAGAAAUGCCUCUAGCCGAGAGCGGCAAGCUGCUGAACAGGAAGCCCAGCUCUUGUCUCAGCUGAAGCAUCCCAACAUUGUCACCUACAAGGAGUCAUGGGAGGGAGGAGACGGUCUACUCUACAUUGUCAUGGGCUUCUGUGAAGGAGGUGAUCUGUACCGAAAGCUCAGGGAACAGAAAGGGCAGCUUCUGCCUGAGAAUCAGGUGGUAGAGUGGUUUGUACAGAUCGCCAUGGCUUUACAGUAUUUACAUGAAAAACACAUCCUUCAUCGAGAUCUGAAAACUCAAAAUGUCUUCCUAACAAGAACAAACAUCAUCAAAGUGGGGGACCUAGGAAUUGCCAGAGUGUUAGAGAACCACUGUGACAUGGCUAGCACCCUCAUUGGCACACCCUACUACAUGAGCCCUGAAUUGUUCUCAAACAAACCCUACAACUAUAAGUCUGAUGUUUGGGCUCUAGGAUGCUGUGUCUAUGAAAUGGCUACCCUGAAGCAUGCUUUCAAUGCAAAAGAUAUGAAUUCUUUAGUUUAUCGGAUUAUUGAAGGAAAGCUGCCACCAAUGCCAAGAGAUUAUAGCCCAGAGCUGGCAGAACUGAUAAGAACAAUGCUGAGCAAAAGGCCUGAAGAAAGGCCGUCUGUGAGGAGCAUCCUGAGGCAACCUUAUAUCAAGCGCCAAAUCUCCUCCUUUUUGGAGGCCACAAAGAUAAAAACCUCCAAAAAUAACAUUAAAAAUGGUGACUCUAAAUCCAAGCCUGUUGCUACAGUGGUUUCCAGAAAGGCAGAAUCAGAUCAUGAAGUAAUCCACCCCCAACCACAGUCUUCUGAGGGUUCCCAGACAUGUAUAAUGGUUGAAGGCAAAUGUUUGUCCGAGGAGAAACCCAGGGUCUCUGAUCCCUUGAAGUCACCUGCCAGCCUGAAAGCUCAUACCUGCAAACAGGACUUAAGCAAUACCACAGAACUAGCCACAAUCAGUAGGGUAAAUAUUGACAUCUUACCUGCAAAAGGGAGGGACUCAGUGAGCGACGGCUUUGUUCAGGAGAAUCAGCCAGCACACUUGGAUGCCUCUACUGAGUUAGGAGGUAAAUGCAGUAUUUCUCAAGUGGAAGAGGAGAUGCCGCGGGACAACACUAAAUCCAGUGCUCAGCCUGAAAACCUGAUUCCCAUGUGGUCCUCUGACUUCACUGGGGAAAAGAAUGAACUAUUGAAGCCUCUGCAGCCCCUAAUCAAAGAACAAAAGCCAAAGGACCAGGAUCAAGUUGCUGGUGAAUGUAUUAUAGAAAAACAGGGCAGAAUCCACCCAGAUUUACAGCCACACAACUCUGGAUCUGAACCUUCCCUGUCUCGACAGUGGCGGCAGAGGAAGAGAGAACAGACUGAGCACAGAGGGGAAAAGAGACAGUUCCAAGAGUCGCCUCCUCAAAUUUUGCCCUCUCAUCCCAUUGUUGGAAAAGUGAAUAUCACAUCAACACAAAAAGAUGCUACAAACCAAUGUAGAGUGGUCACUGGGCCUGCGAGCAGUUCAAGGAGCAGUGAGAUGUUAUCAUCAAAGGAUCGACCAUUAUCAGCCAGAGAGAGGAGGCGACUAAAGCAGUCACAGGAAGAAAUGUUCCCUUCAGGCCCUUCAUUGAGGAAAGCUUCUCCAAGUAUAGCAGGGCCAGGGAAUCCCCAGGAGGAAGACCAGCCCAUGCCUGCCCAACGGCUCUCUUCUGACUGCAGCGUCACUCAGGUGCAUUACGUACUCCCAGAAGAGAAGGAAAGGAAACUGAUUCAUUGUCUCUCUGAAGAUGAGUUAAGUUCUUCUACAAGUUCAACUGAUAAGUCAGAUGGGGAUUCUAAGGAAGGGAAAGAUCAGACAAAUGAAAUUAAUGCCUUGGUACAAUUGAUGACUCAGACCCUGAAACUGGAUUCUAAAGAGAGCUGUGAAGAUCUCCUAGUAGCUAAUCCAGUGUCAGAAUUCAGACUUCAUCGGAAAUUUCGGGACACACUGAUGCUUCAUGGGAAAGUUGCAGAAGAGGCAGAGGAACUCCAUUUUAAAGAGCUACCUUCAGCUAUCAUGCCAGGUUCUGAAAAGAUCAGGAGACUAGUUGAAGUCUUGAGAGCUGAUGUAAUUCGGGGCCUGGGAGUUCAGCUUUUAGAGCAGGUGUAUGAUCUUUUGGAAGAGGAGGAUGAAUUUGAGAGAGAGGUACGUUUGCAGCAGCACAUGGGUGAAAAGUAUACAACUUACAGUGUGAAAGCUCGCCAGUUGAAAUUUUUUGAAGAAAACAUGAAUUUUUGAGCAUUUGUCCUAAUCUGCUGCCAGAAUUAAAGACCUAUUUCAGAGGUUUUUGACUUAAAAAACAAGGGCAAACUUAUUUGGAGGCCAUUCACCACUGUUUUAUAUCUCUUUGGGGUUUUCUUACAGAAAAGAAAUUGGACAGAACAGAGUACUAUGAAGCAGGAUCACAAAAGAAAAAACACCUUUGGCUUUCAUAUUCUAUUUAUGAGGAUGCAUCUAUUGUUUGUUUGAUUACUGUUUACUGAGCCUUAAACCACCAAGUUUAUAGCUAGAAUUUUAUUUUUCUAAGGUACUAAUUAGCUUAAAUGCAGGGCUAUAAAGUACUAGAUUGAAAAUUUUAUAUUGUAAUAUAGAGAUAAAAGCGAUAGGAGAAACAAAUUACUUAUGUCAUUAUACCUGCUAUUGUCAAUAACCUUAGUGAGUAGUUGAUAAAUUAUAAAAUUUUUAAAAGUCAAAUCACGGUUCUGGAAAUAGAUUUAAAGAAUAUGAAGUUCUAACUAGUACCUGGGCAACUGAAUUUCUUUUCUACACAUUGAUGGACUUUGAAUAUUUUAUUUUCAUUCAGUGUAAACCUCAUUUAGAGUAUAUACAAAUUAAAACUGAGACAAAUGGCUUUGUAAAUCAGUAUGUUUUUACAUAAUGGUUUUGUUAGAUUUAUUUUUCCAUCAGUGAAAAAACAUUUCUUAAAUACAAAUUUCAUUUACAUUUAAGCAAUUUGUAAGCAAAGUCCAGGUCCACUUAGUUUUUGGAUAUAUUUAAUGCUUGUCUCUGAAGUUUGUCUUCGUCUUCUUUAAGAUAAUGUCUUUCCAUGUUUUAAAUGUAUGAUUAUAUAUCACAUAUUCGUUGUUUAAUAAGAGGUAAUACCCAUCUAGGAAAGGAAUUUUAUAAAGUUAAAUACAAGUCUUGAAUAGUACAUUCAAGGGAUACUAAAAAUAAAUAUUGUCCUUGGUGUGAGUCCGUCUUGAGCGGCUGUUCUUUUGAGCAAUGGUCGUUUAUCUCCGUCCGCCUUCUCUUCCACCUAAGUGCGUGUCGCCACCCAAUGGAAGAUUCGAUGGACAUGGACAUGAGCCCCCUGAGGCCCCAGAACUAUCUUUUUCGUUGUAAACUAAAGGCUGACAAAGAUUAUCACUUUAAGGUGGAUAAUGAUGAAAAUGAGCAUCAGUUAUCUUUAAGAACGGUCAGUUUAGGAGCUGAUGCAAAGGAUGAGUUGCACAUUGUUGAAGCAGAGGCAAGGAAUUACAAAGGCAGUCCAAUUAAAGUAACACUGGCAACUUUGAAAAUGUGUGUACGGCCAACGGUUUCCCUUGGGGGCUUUGAAAUAGCACCACCAGUGGUUUUAACGAUUGAAGUGUGGUUCAGGGCCAGUGCAUAUCAGUGGAUAGCACUUAGUAGCUGUGGAGGAAGAUGCAGAGUCAGCAGAUGAGGAGGAGGAGGACAUGAAACUCUUAAGUAUGUCUGGAAAGCGGUCUGCCCCGGAGGUGGUAGCAAGGUUCCACAGAAAAAAGUAAAACUUGCUGCUGCUGCUGAUGAAGAUGAUGAUGAUGAUGAUUUCGAUGAUGAGGAAACUGAAAAGUGCCAGUGAAAAAAUCUAUAUGCGAUACUCCAGCCAAAAUUCGCAAAAGUCAAAUCAGAAUGGUAAAGACUCAAAACCAUCAAUACCAAGAUCAAAAGGACAAGAAUCCUUCAAAAAACAGGAAAAAACUCCUAAAACACCAAAAGGACCUAGUUCUGUAGAAGACAUUAAAGCAAAAAUGCAAGCAAGUAUAGAAAAAGGUGGUUCUCUUCCCAGAGUGGAAGCCAAGUUCAUCAAUUAUGUGAAGAAUUGCUUCCGGAUGGCUGACCAGGAGGCUGUUCAAGAUCUCUGGCAGUGGAGAAAGUCUCUUUAAGAAAACAGUUUAAACAAUUUAUUAAAAAUUUUCCAUCUUAUUUCAUUUCUAUAACAGUUGAUAUCUGGCUGUCCUUUUUAUAAUGCAGAGUGAGAAUUUUCCCUACCGUGUUUGAUAAAUGUUGUCCAGAUUCCAUUGCCAAGAAUGUGUUGUCCAAAAUGCCUGUAGUUUUUAAAGAUGGAACUCCACCCUUUGCUUGGUUUUAAGUAUGUAUGGAAUGUUAUGAUAGGACAUAGUAGUAGUGGUGGUCAGACAUGGAAAUGGUGGGGAGACAAAAAUAUACAUGUGAAAUAAAACUCAGUAUUUUAAUAAAGUAAAAAAUAAAUAAAUAUUGCUCCAGAAA
Molecule: messenger RNA, 4834 nt
Organism: Callithrix jacchus (white-tufted-ear marmoset)
Lineage: Eukaryota; Metazoa; Chordata; Mammalia; Primates; Cebidae
Gene: NEK4
Product: NIMA related kinase 4
Biological process (GO): protein phosphorylation
Molecular function (GO): ATP binding; protein kinase activity
Source: RefSeq, a predicted model, not a curated record